AUGGAGUCCAAUCUGGAUCAAGUCCAGGUUAAGGAUGGAGUUCAUUUAGAAGGGCAGGCUAUGCAACAUGAUUCUAUGGUUACAGUGCGACUAUCCGAGCCGCCAAUCCUGACACUCGACACGAAGAGACAUUCCGAUAAGUUUAAUACAAAUGAGGAAUUGCAGACGAGCGAAGAGACGAAUACUCCUACGGACAAAAGGCAGACGAUAAUGAGUAUAAUGGAUGUAACAGGGAAGGAAACGGGAGCGGAAAUUGGCACACAAGAAGAAGACUCGCCGAGAAUUACCAUGAUGGAUCCCAAUGGCAAUGAAGUGUCUACGCCUACGGGCUCGGAAUCGGCAGAAUCAGAACAUGGCUCGAGGCGAGAAAGUGAUAGCUCUGACACCUCGGUCGAGGAGGUCAAUUGGGAAGAAUUGGAGAAGACUGAGGAGCAGCAACCGAGGAAUCAGGAUUCCGACGAUUCAACCGCUUUACUGCUAGCCAGGCUUGAACAAGAAAACAACGCGAUAGCCUCGAAUCCAAAGGCGGGCAUCGCGAAAGUUCAGAAGGUUGAGAAACAACGAGCUCGAGCUCAAUCAAGACCACCCUCCAUACAGCAUCUCAAGAAAUUGGUCAAUGGCCCUACACCUUCAGCCCUUCGAUACUCGGUAACCCCUCCGCCUCCUAUGACCGACCUCGAAUUCUAUGCCGCACUCGUGCAAGACUACCCAAGAACUGCUCAAUAUUUGCCUACACUAUUGUCGAAGAAAAUCAGAAGCGGCAUACCUCCACCAUUGCGGGGCGUGGUAUGGCAGAGUAUGUCUGGGGCUCGGGAUCGAUUAUUGGAAGAGCAGUUCGAUAGACUAUGCGGCGAAUCAAGCCCGUAUGAAGGGAUUAUUGGGAAAGACCUGGGGCGAAGCUUUCCAGGUGUAGAAAUGUUCCGUGAUCCGGAGGGGGAUGGACAACGUAUGUUGGGAAGAGUUCUGAAAUGCUUCAGUUUGUACGAUCAUAAGAUUGGGUACUGUCAAGGUUUGGGCUUUCUCGUUGGCCCUUUGUUGAUGCACAUGGGUGACAAGCAAGCCUUUUGUGUUCUCGUACGACUUAUGGAACAUUAUGACUUGCGAAACUGCUUCCUGCCCGAUCUCUCCGGUCUUCACGUUCGAAUACACCAAUUCCGAGAAUUGCUAAAGCUACAUCUGCCGACACUGUCAAAUCAUCUGGAAGUAUUACAAGUCGAACCUGCAUACGUUUCCCAGUGGUUCUUAUCGUUUUUCGCGGUUACUUGCCCUCUCCCAAUGCUUUUCCGAAUCUACGAUGUCAUAUUUGCCGAAGGUGCUUCAGAGACUAUCAUGCGAGUUGCACUUUCGUUGAUGAGAAAGAAUGAAAACAAAAUCUUGUCUUGUACAGAGUUUGAGGAUGUGAUGCAAUUACUUCUCUCUAGGGGUUUAUGGGAUGUCUAUCAUUACAACGCAGAUGAAUUUGUCAAUGAUUUCGUUAGCUUAACAGGGAUCGUGACACACGAAAGCCUUCAGAGUUUAGAAGCGGGCUACAGGGUGUCUCAGAUUGUUGAUACUACUAUACCAUCUGAUGUGGGUUCAGCAGCCUCACGAUUUCUCGGACGAUUAUGGGCUGGCUCAAACUCAUCCACGAAAUCGGCAAAUCUUACUCCUAGCCCAGGGCUUAGCGCCCCAUCACGUCCUGUCAGUUUCUUGAGGAGAUCUCCUUCAAAGCAAAGUUUGGCUUCUACAUUAAAUUCUAUGGAGGGCAGCGGAUCAGAUAGUAUGCUCAGUUCUUCAACUGAUGCGACCAGCGUUUCUCGAGAUUCAGCAAAUACUGAUGGGGCCUCAAUACGGGCUCAGUCUGUUGCUAGUGUCAGCGCCACCAAGACUCCAGUCAACAAAGACAAGAAUUUGCACAGUCAAAUUGAAGAUCUUCUGAUGGCGCUCAGUGAGAUGCAACGAGAUCAUGCUAUACUUGCGACAGAAUUGCAAAGGGAGAGAGAGGAGCGCGAGGAAGAUAGGACUGCUGUGCGGUCGUUGCUUAAUACACUGAGGAAAAAGAGUGGGGCGGAGACUGGUGAGUGUUCGGAAAGUGAUGUCAGUGUCGAAACAGUGAAGGGAAUGAGCGUAAUCACAGAGGAGGUGAAUCCGAAUGAAGUCACCGAGGACGAAGAUAUUUCGGCAUCCGAUGUCAUUGACAAUACGGAGGUCAAAGAAGUGUCUACUCUCCCAAUUACUACCGACGACUUUUCUAGUCUACUCGAUGUUGUGGAAGAUCGUUUCCAAAGUCCAAUCGAAGAGCGGAGAUCUUCUAUGUUAUUGACAAGAUCUCAACUUCGAGAAGAACUCAGUCGAUCAAAAGAACAACUUAUCAUCGAGACUUCGAGGUCCCAGGAAUACAGCAGGCGUAUUGCCGAACAAGACCAAGAAAUCAGUAAUUUACGAGAUCAGAUCCGAGAAACUCAAGCUCAUGUUCGAAAUUCACACCAAGAUAGAAAACGAUUGGAGAAACAGGUUUAUGAUUUGCGAAAUUCAAGAAAGAGUGCCCAGUCGACUCCAGAUGGUACAAGGGAUCAUGAUAUUGAAUGGGGUGUCAAAGGUGCAACCACAGGAGGUUUACGAGAAUUAAAGCUUGUUCGCACGAAUUCCCAACGUUCGGUGGCCACAAUUUACAAUAAACGAACUUCAAGCCUCAUAUCUCAUCCGCCAAAUUUCAAAGAGAACGAAAAUCCCCGCGCCUCUGCAUCCUCUGAACGGCAACGUUCUUCUAGAGAUGAUGAAGAUUCCGAUUCAUUGGUUCUCGAACUUGUACAAGCAAAAACAGCUGAAGCUGUUGCUAAACAAGAAGCAGAGGAAGCUAAACUCAAACUUGAAAGCUUGAAGAAGAUGCUAGCAGGGCUACAAAAUGGGGAGAUGCCAACAGCAGCGUUUGGGCAUAAAUCAAACCUUAGUCUUGAGAGGUCGAUGUCGGCAAUGCCUGCGAAAAGUGCAAUGCCGAAGGUAGAGACAUCAAAUGCGGCGGCGAGUGUACCUAAUACUCCAGCGCCGGCCAGCGGAGGUGGAUUCUGGGGUUGGGGAAAGAAGGCAGCUGUUAAUACCGAGGGGAAAUAG
Sclerotinia borealis F-4128 is the source of this 3090-nucleotide messenger RNA. The record is from the annotation of a GenBank genome assembly. Lineage: Eukaryota; Fungi; Ascomycota; Leotiomycetes; Helotiales; Sclerotiniaceae.